AUGAAGAAUGGACAAGCACAACGCCCAUCAACCGCAAAUCCAAAGAUCUUGAGCCUCUUCAAUCUUAUGUGCUUUUUUCUCUUCUUCGGCUCAGGUUUAGCCAUUGGACUAACAGUUAGUUUCUACCUUCAAGAUUUCUCCUUCAACAUACAACUCAAACAAUUCUCUACCCCAAUUCCAACCACGAAUAGAACUGAAAAAUCUAGUCGAAUUGGAUUGAAAGAGUACGUGAAGCCCCCUAAUGUUAUACAUGACAUGAAAGAUGCGGAGUUGCUAUGGAGAGCUUCAAUGGUGCCUCGGGUUGGAGAGUUCCCCUUCAAGCGUGUCCCCAAGAUUGCAUUCUUGUUUUUGACGAGAGGGUCAUUGCCAUUAGCUCCUCUUUGGGAGAUGUUCUUCAGAGGGCAUGAGGCGCUGUAUUCAAUUUAUGUGCAUUCAGAUCCAUCUUUCAAUCGAACAGUGCCUAAAAGCUCUGUGUUUUAUGGCCGGAGUAUCCCCAGUCAGGAAGUGCAGUGGGGAAACUUCAGCAUGCUCGAAGCCGAGCGCCGUCUAUUAGCCAAUGCACUUCUCGACAUCUCCAACCACCGCUUUGUCCUCCUCUCUGAGUCAUGCAUUCCCCUAUUCAACUUCUCCACCAUCUACUCUUACUUAAUGGCCUCUACAAAAUCCUUCAUAGAGGCCUAUGAUUUACCAGGGCCCGUGGGGCGUGCCCGUUACGACCAUAGAAUGAAGCCUAUUGUCACUAUUGGGCAAUGGCGAAAGGGGUCCCAGUGGUUCGAGAUGGACCGUGGCCUAGCCAUUGAGGUAAUAUCUGAUCGGAAAUAUUUUGCAGUGUUCCGAGAAUGUUGCGAGGCCUCGUGUUAUGCAGACGAGCACUACUUGCCUACACUUGUGAGUAUCGAAUUUUGGAGGAGGAAUGCGAAUAGGAGCUUGACAUGGGUUGAUUGGUCCAAUGGCGGUGCCCACCCAGCUGGGUUUUGGAGAAGAGAUGUGACCGUCGAAUUCUUACAGAGCUUGAGGACUGAAAGUCAUUGCCAGUACAAUGGGAACAACACCGAUAUUUGCUUCUUGUUCGCUAGGAAAUUCUUGCCUGGCACUCUGAAUAGGCUUUUGAGGGUUGCUCCUAAGCUCAUGAAAUUCAAUUGA
This is a messenger RNA of Vitis vinifera (wine grape), 1143 nucleotides long. RefSeq names its product glycosyltransferase BC10. The transcript has 2 exons. Lineage: Eukaryota; Viridiplantae; Streptophyta; Magnoliopsida; Vitales; Vitaceae. Bases 1 to 1143 code for a protein of 380 amino acids. The record is from RefSeq and is a predicted model, not a curated record. Gene Ontology annotation, cellular component: membrane. Gene Ontology annotation, molecular function: glycosyltransferase activity.